AACUUGUCUACCCAUACAAGAGAAAUCAAUUUCAUUCACCCAGUUCAACCGAUUGAAAUUUCAUCUUUUUCUGUGGGAGAUCAAGCGUUUCAUACGCUGUCACAUACGUGCGGUGUUGAGCACUGACCUGUAGACAACACAGCAGCAAGAGGUGGACAGAAUAGGACCUAAGUGGACAUUCAUUACACUGUACUCUGCUUCACCAUGGACAUCUGUGACUCGUCCGAUGCCGAUGACCAACGUUACAUACAAGUGGGAAACAAAAAUGAAACGACCGUGUACCAAAGGGAAGGAAUAAUUAAAUGUCUUCAAAUGGGACCCCAAAACACCAUUGAACUGAACAGAAUACAUGAAUUGCCUCAAGACACAGAAGUAAAAAUGAGUGUCAUGAUCCGUAAAGCAAGCGUUGACACAGUGGAGAUACACAUAACCAUCAGCGGAAAUACUGCUGCCGAGGAACGCUUGACCGAAGUAGCCAACAGACGUGGAGUGUGGGAUAAUUUGCGACGGUUCUUCAGCACACUAUAUGCUGGACUGGAGCGGAUAUAUCGGGGGAGUGUGGUGCUGAAACUCCAGGUGACAGACUCCAACUUCCUCCAUUGUAUCGAGAAGGCAGCCAAGGAAGGUCGACUGAAUGAAUUCAUCCUGAAUCUCCUUCAAGAAGAGGGCGUUUUCGACACAAUUAAAGGUCAAAAGGUGGAGAUAACCGUUGAAGUCAGGAUCCCGGAAGACCAGUAUGAGGAGAUGUCUAAAGAGAUGAAAAGAAAGAAACAGUUCGCCUGUGAACUUGUGGAGGAGCUUUUGGACAGUUCACGCAACGAAGAGAUCGUACAGCACCAGUCUGUUAAAGGGCUUAAAGACGUAGCUGAAGAGGUGGAAAAAAUUGGGAAACUCCUGAACGGAGCUAUGGUUGGAGGGGCUGCUCUUGGCACGGCUGCAUUGAUUGCCGCUCCCUUCACGUUUGGAGCAUCCCUCGCCUUUGGAGCUGCUACUGCGGGCCUGGGUGCUGCUUCUGUAGUAGCGCUCAUUGCUGCAUUCUUGUUGUCAAUUAAGAAAAGUCAAGUAAGACAAGGUGCACAAGAGAGCUUGGAGGCGUACAUCAGAGCAGUGGAGUUACUGGAGAGAAAUAUUUCUAUCCUGAAGAAGCAAGAUGAUGUCAUGAAAGAAUUGGUGGAAAGCGCAGUUGUGGAACGUCUGAAAGUCAAGCCAGUACAGAUAUCAGAUAUGAUGAUAUCUCUCGGACAAUCCGCAAAGUCCGCUUCAAAGAUGGUUUUCAACAUCAACGGGCAGGAAAUCCCAAUGGAUAAAAUGAAUUUAUACGAGUUCAUUUCUGAAAAUGUGCAAAAUAAAAGGCGUCCCCCUUCAGUGGUGAAAGACGAUAUCUGGGACAUGGCUCGACAAAUAGAAAGAAUGGACGUGGAUCCCUUUCGCCGACUGUUACAAGUACAGUGAAGGACAUUAGUGAUGCUGACCAAUAUACAAUAUUCAUCAAUAUACAGUAAAUUGUAACAUAUGUCCGAAUGAAGCUCCAAAUCCGGUUUAAAGACAAUACAGAAAAGUUAUUUUUCAAGAAGAUCAACAAGUAAACUGCAAACUAUGGGAUAUGAGAGUAUGUUUGUGACUGUACCUUGUAUAACACGGGGCC
Haliotis rubra (blacklip abalone) is the source of this 1645-nucleotide messenger RNA. RefSeq lists its product as uncharacterized. The transcript has 5 exons. Lineage: Eukaryota; Metazoa; Mollusca; Gastropoda; Lepetellida; Haliotidae. The coding region runs from base 205 to 1452 and encodes 415 amino acids. The record is from RefSeq and is a predicted model, not a curated record.